Messenger RNA from Aegilops tauschii subsp. strangulata, 1301 nucleotides. Its product is annotated as expansin-B2. Gene Ontology annotation, biological process: sexual reproduction. NCBI's taxonomy places the organism in Eukaryota, Viridiplantae, Streptophyta, Magnoliopsida, Poales, Poaceae. Gene Ontology annotation, cellular component: extracellular region. The record is from RefSeq and is a predicted model, not a curated record.
GCUGGCCUGCCCUAUAAAUCCCCCGGCAAUGCCGAUCCGUCCGGCCAUCAGACCACAGCUGCCGACUUACUUGACAAGUACUACUGGCUACUAGUGCAAGUAUGGCUCGGGUCUCUGCCAAUGCCGUUGCACUUGUUGCACUCGUCUCCGUUCUUCUCACGUAUGGCUGCUGCGCCCACUCGGCGCUCAACUACACCGGCUCCUUGGCCAAAGCCUCCAAGGCUAGCUGGUCAUGGCUCCCUGCCAAGGCCACAUGGUACGGCGCGCCUACCGGCGCCGGCCCCGAUGACAACGGUGGUGCUUGCGGCUACAAGCACACUAACCAGUACCCGUUCAUGUCCAUGACUUCCUGCGGCAACGAGCCCCUGUUCAAGGACGGCAUGGGCUGCGGCGCCUGCUACCAGAUACGAUGCGUCAAUAACAAGGCCUGCUCCGGCAAGCCGGAGACGGUCAUGAUCACCGACAUGAACUACUACCCUGUGGCCAAGUACCAUUUUGACCUCAGCGGCACGGCGUUCGGCGCCAUGGCGAAGCCCGGCCAGAACGACAAGCUCCGCCACGCCGGCAUUAUCGACAUCCAGUUCCAAAGGGUGCCAUGCAAUCAUCCGGGCUUGAACGUCAACUUCCACGUCGAGCGGGGCUCCAACCCCAACUACCUCGCCGUGCUGGUGGAGUUCGCGAACCGGGAGGGCACCGUGGUGCAGAUGGACCUCAUGGAGUCAAGGAACGGCCGCCCGACGGGGUACUGGACGGCGAUGCGCCACUCGUGGGGCGCCAUCUGGCGGAUGGACUCCAGGCGCCGGCUGCAGGGCCCCUUCUCUCUCCGCAUCCGCAGCGAAUCCGGCAAGACGCUGGUGGCCAAACAAGUCAUCCCGGCCAACUGGAAGCCCGACACAAACUACCGUUCCAACGUCCAGUUCCGUUGAUCGCUCCGAGCUUCCGAUCGAUCAACGAAUACGUUGAUUGAUUCGGUACAGUGUGAAUGCAAAGUAUAUUGUUGAAUUUUACUGUCAAGGUAUAUGUUUACGUCGUCGUGCGUGUAGCUCGAAGAUGUGUUGGAAUGGAAGUAGGCUUUAGCAUGGGCAGCAUGGCCCGAAAGCCUAACAUCCAGGCCGGGCUUCUGUCUAGUGGAGUAGUAGUAUCCACGUGCUACCCAGCCCACUAUCACAAGAUUCACAGCUCGAAAUCUGAUAUAUUGUAAUUAAUCAGGUUUAUCCAUAUGCAUUAUGGGAUACCAAUUGUGUAUUCAGUCAAUCAGAUGCUCCCAUCAUUUCUAAAAGUCCUAGUUUGCAAUUGGUGAA